GUUUAUCGGCCGCCGUCUCCUCACACCCCAGCCCAUCACCACACUCAGGGGGCCGCUAAGACGGUGUCUCCUAAGUCUCGUCCCCUGUCCCCAGCGGCCUACAGCUCCCUGCAGGCUGGCGGCCGCUUACCUGGCCGCCGCUCCCGCUGCCGAUGUCAGGGUCAGGAGAGCGGCCUCUCGCGACCGUUACUCGAGCGAGCGCACGCGCGCGCCCUGCGUCUCGCCGGUGAUUGGCUGCUCGGAAGGAGGCGGAGACAGCCAAAGGUGGUGCGCGCGUCCACCUCGCCCUUCCCCCUCGCGCAGCUCCAACCAAAGAGAGAUGUCCAACCCCGGGGGUGUGACAAGGGAGUGGGAGUGCUAUGAAACCCUCUUCUCUGAUUGGCUCUCUGGAAGCCAGCCGCUGCCACGAGGGAAAGAAGCUUCAGUUUGUCGCAUGCGCAGUGAGUAAACAUGAGCCCCUGGUAGAUGAGGGAAACCGCGAUCAGAGUACGGCGCGUGCGCAUAUCGGGAUCGCGAUUGCGAGUCCUCUGCUGCGGUGAUUCCGGUUCCUCUAGAACGUUGAGGGCACAAGUCGGGUCCUGAGACCAGGUAAAUCAGGGAUUUCUUCUUGGUUUGGAUCCAUUGCUGGUGAACUAGUGCGUUUUUUGGGGAGUGUUGAAGAGUCUUGUUUUGCCGUAUUACCGGGGUUUAUUUCUGGAUCCUUCUCAUUUGGGUCCUCAGCCAGCAGAGCCAUGUUCCUCAUGAGCACCGCGGGUUUAUUUCAUUUUCCUACAUCACUGACCCGAAUAUGCCAGGCGCCACGGGGACUCCGGCUUUGGGAGAAGCUGACGUUGUUAUCCCCAGAAACAGCUGUCACUCCGGUCCAGAUGGCAGGCAAGAAGGACUACCCUGCACUGCUUUCCUUGGAUGAGAAUGAGCUCGAAGAGCAGUUUGUGAAAGGACACGGUCCAGGGGGCCAGGCAACUAACAAAACCAGCAACUGUGUGGUGCUGAAGCACAUCCCCUCGGGCAUCGUUGUAAAGUGCCAUCAGACAAGAUCAGUUGAUCAGAACAGAAAGCUAGCUCGGAAAAUCCUACAAGAGAAAGUAGAUGUCUUCUACAAUGGUGAAAACAGUCCUGUUCACAAAGAAAAACAAGAAGCAGCGAAGAAAAAACAAGAAAGGAAAAAAAGAGCAAAGGAGACCCUGGAAAAAAAGAAGCUACUAAAAGAACUGUGGGAGUCAAGUAAAAAGGUCCACUGAGAAAAGAAUUACAGAUUCCAACUGACAGAAUCUGCCAGAAGCUCCCAGGGAAUAAUGGUGGUGAGUUCCAUCACCAGCAUUAUUACAGUGCUUCAAAAGAAGUAUUUUUGAUGAACUUAAAAGACAACAAAGUUAUUUAAAUGGUGCACUAAACUAUAGUGAACAGAGACAUGCACGACUCAAGAAUAAAACUCGGCGGGCGCGGUGGACAGUGCCUCACACCUGUAAUCCCAGCACUUUGGGAGGCUGAGGCAGGCAGAUCACCUGAGGUCAGCAGUUUGAGAGCAGCCUGGCCAACAUGGUGAAACCCCGUCUCUACUAAAAAUACAAAAACUUAGCCAGGCAUGGUGGUGGGCACCUGUAAUCCCAGCUACUUGGGAGG
Piliocolobus tephrosceles (Ugandan red Colobus) is the source of this 1623-nucleotide messenger RNA. RefSeq names its product mitochondrial translation release factor in rescue (gene MTRFR). Lineage: Eukaryota; Metazoa; Chordata; Mammalia; Primates; Cercopithecidae. The transcript has 4 exons. Gene Ontology annotation, biological process: translational termination. The record is from RefSeq and is a predicted model, not a curated record. Gene Ontology annotation, cellular component: mitochondrion. The coding region runs from base 732 to 1241 and encodes 169 amino acids. Gene Ontology annotation, molecular function: translation release factor activity.